AUGGCAUCUCUUUCGUCGGAAAACGUCGGGGACAAAGAAUACGAAGAUCCGAUAAAAUGCAUAUUUUUCGCCGAAUUUCACCACAUAGCUGGACCCAAAAUUACGUGUCAGGUACCUGAUAAUUACAUAUCCAAAGACAUUUUUGAUAAUGUGAGUGUUUAUGUCAUACCAAAAGCACAAUUACAAAGAAGUACUAUUACAAUUACAUUGAAGGAUUAUAAAAUUUUGGGGUUUCCUGUGAAGAUUGAUGAUAAAAAAUAUGCAAGAAAUGCAUUUUACUUUAAUCUGUGUUUUGUCUGUGAUGCAAAUGCUCGUACUGUUCAUUAUGAACCAGUAGUGAAAAAGAUGUCUGAUUUCCUGAUGGCUUUGGAAAUAGAAAAUUGCUUUCUGUCUGCCUCAGAUGAUAAGACUAGACUGGCAGAAAUGCUCGCACAAGUUAUGCAUGACUUGAAUCUACACAAAAUGUGUACAUUGACUGAAGGAACAAUGACAUCGCACUUGAAAGUAGUGAGAUUGGCGCCUGAGCCAAAACCAGUUCUUGAUCAUCAGGUACCAAUAUUUUUGGAAGAUAAAGAUUUGUUCCAGAGUGAUCAAUGGGAUUUGACCACGCAACAAGUAUUACCGUAUAUUGACGGUUUUAAUCACGUGGCGCGCAUAGCAGCUGAGGCUGAUGUGGAAAAUAAUUUAGUCAAAAGCUGUGUACAAAAUCUUGUAUAUUAUGGAGUUGUAACUCUGAUUCCAAUAUUUCAAUAUAGCAACGUCUAUGCUGUGACUCCGAAAUUAAGAAAAUUUCCAGACGAUGAAAAGUUAAAGGAGAGGUGCAUAGCAUACGCUUCUAAGCUAGCCAGACAACCUGCACAUUUUAGGGAUAUAUACCGUAUGUAUUCAAGUAUGACUUAUGGUGUUAGUAUGAAAGACUUGUGUCAACGUCUUAAUCCACAAAACUUAAGAAUAAAUGAAAGAAAGUUAGUACAAUUUGGUUUGAUUGAGGGACUCAUUAGAAGAGUGUAUAAUUAUCCUGUACUUCUCCCUGGCGCAUCUCACAGUGAAGAAGCGAAAAACAAUCCAAUUUACAAGUAUUUUACAGGCACGUACAGUCUCGACGAAAUAUGCUGUAGCACGAGUCAGUCUGCCGCACAAAUUGAAGAUAUCAUCGAGCGCGAUCCGAAUGUUCUAAUGAUAUGGAAGUGAUGUGUUGUAAAAAAAAACUUUAAAGACUACAAAACUAGAUAAUUGAUUAUAAUUUUGUACAUUAGAGGUGUGCAAAUCAUGGUUAAUUGUAAUUAAUAAUUCUUAAUAAGUAAUUUAAUUGGUGUUUCAGACAAAAAUCUUAAUCAUAUCGGAAGAUAGAUUGUUUUACUUGAAGGUGAAUGUAAAUAAAAACAAAAUUUUAAAUGUUAAAUAAAAUGUUAAGUAAAAUUUACUUAAAACUAAAACACAAAUUAGUAAAUACGAAAAAAGCUAUCGAUUUGAAAUCAAACUACGAUUUGAAAUUGUUGAAUUAUUCGAAUUCGAAUAACUUUGAUUCGAAAACGAACUCGAAUUGAUCGAUUGCACUCUCAUUGAUUCAAUACGAUUUGAUUCAAAUUCGAAUGAUUCACACACCUCUAUUGUACAUAAUAAAAUUGUAUUAAAAUGAAUGGUUUUAUUCAAAUGUUGAAUUCUUUUUAAAUCUUGUAUAUUGCUUCGAAAUUUUAUAUAUACAUAUGUAGGCGUUGAAAUCAAAGAAAUACGCUUUGUUAUCUUGAAAA
Messenger RNA from Monomorium pharaonis (pharaoh ant), 1751 nucleotides. It is a transcript of the gene Nprl2, whose product is annotated as GATOR complex protein NPRL2. The record is from RefSeq and is a predicted model, not a curated record. Gene Ontology annotation, cellular component: vacuolar membrane; GATOR1 complex. The transcript has 8 exons. Gene Ontology annotation, molecular function: GTPase activator activity. Gene Ontology annotation, biological process: positive regulation of autophagy; negative regulation of TORC1 signaling; cellular response to amino acid starvation. The coding region runs from base 1 to 1191 and encodes 396 amino acids. Lineage: Eukaryota; Metazoa; Arthropoda; Insecta; Hymenoptera; Formicidae.